Messenger RNA from Gambusia affinis (western mosquitofish), 1189 nucleotides. RefSeq names its product vicilin-like seed storage protein At2g18540. The transcript has 2 exons. The coding region runs from base 139 to 1140 and encodes 333 amino acids. The record is from RefSeq and is a predicted model, not a curated record. NCBI's taxonomy places the organism in Eukaryota, Metazoa, Chordata, Actinopteri, Cyprinodontiformes, Poeciliidae.
UAAGAGACAGAAGCCUUGAAUAUCCUGCGUCUGAAUCAAACUUGCAGAGCUCAAGCAGGACGGACGUUGGUUUGACCUCAUUGGAUUCAUCGUUGCGUUUUUUCGUGGAUUUUUUGGUAGACCAGUUAGAUAGUCAAAAUGUCGGGAUUUGAAAUCGAUUCGCUAACUAAAUACCAAAUAAGACGAAUGAGCAGAGACGAGUUAGUUGUGCUGCUUAUGGAUUGGUUGGAGAGAUUGAAAGGAAGAUCUGCUUCACUGAUUAAGGAGCACAAAUUGCAGGAGGAGUUGGAAAAAGCUCAAGAACAAAUUGGGCUUCAAAAUGAAAAAAUUAUUUCUCUUACAAAAGAGUUAAACGUCUCCCUGAAGAAGAGCAAAGACUUGGAGUACCAGACGGUCCCAAAACUAAAACAAGAAAUUGAGAACUGGACGUCCCACAAGAAUAAAUUGUCAUCUGAGGUGCAGAGUUACCAACAUAAAGUGAAAGAUCUUCAAGCCUCCGUCAGAAACCUGGAAAGAAAAACUAAACAGCAAGAAGAAAAGUUGGAAGAACAGAGACAAAUGUGUCAAGUCACAGAAUCGAUAGUGAAGCGAGAACAACAUGCAAGUGAGGUGGAGAGACUUAAAGCUGAGUUGUCCAGAAAGGCAAAUGAUAUUGGAAUAAAGAAUAUUGAAAUAAAGAAAGAAAGAGAGAGAUCCAGAUUACUUGAGGCCAAAGUAAAAACUCUGGAAAAGACUUUGACUGAGGCACAGAAGGAAAAUAAAGACCUCAUUAAGAAACUGUCCAAAACUCCCAUGGAGGAAGCAAUAGAAAAAACCAGGAUAGCUUUUGAAGCAAGAAUUGAUUUUGACACCCUGGCCAAAGAAAAACAAAAAAGCAGAGCAUUACAGGAAUGUCUCACCAGGAAAGACCGGGAACUACAUAAACUACAGCAGGAGCAAACUAAGAAACGCUCCACGUUCUCAGAUCUGACAAAAGAGGCUCAGGAUAUCAUAAAAAUCCUUGAACAAAGAGCACACACAACUGCAAACUGUCGAAGAGAAACACAGACAAGAACCAUGCAGGAGACGGAACCCAAGGAUCUGGGGGAACCGUCCCACAAUAAAAUGGCCGAGGAAAGUGCUUUCAUGUCUUUAAGGUGACAUCAAGACUUUAUUGGUGUGAAACAUCCUAGAAAAAUAUUUCUUAAUC